Centropristis striata (black sea bass) is the source of this 13382-nucleotide messenger RNA. RefSeq names its product dmX-like protein 1. Gene Ontology annotation, cellular component: RAVE complex. Gene Ontology annotation, biological process: vacuolar acidification. The coding region runs from base 511 to 9843 and encodes 3110 amino acids. NCBI's taxonomy places the organism in Eukaryota, Metazoa, Chordata, Actinopteri, Perciformes, Serranidae. The transcript is spliced from 51 exons. Gene Ontology annotation, molecular function: protein binding. The record is from RefSeq and is a predicted model, not a curated record.
UGACACAUCUUCAACAUAAGGGAAAGCUUCCUCCUUGGAAGCGUUUUAUUUGCUAACCUUGGGGAGAGGUUGGCUCCUUCUUAUGGUUAGCAUUUUCUGAGGUUAUUAAAGAGCUAGUCGCGUUGGCAAGCAGAGACUGUCAGGCGUUAAAUGUGCCAUAAGUGACCCACAGUUAGCUUUCUAGCUCAGCAGCUCGCGAGAACAGAGCUUCUUAAGCUAGUCAGCGCUAACGCUAACUAGCUAACUGAGGAGACCGAGUCCGUAACAUUUAACGUUGGAGAGCUACAUUCAUCAAAGACAGCAGCUGAAGGGGAUAUCUGUUAUUGCUGUAGCUACAGGACGUGUUACAAAGUAGCAGCACAAGCAAGCCUGUAGAGAAACUGAAGUGAAAUUACAGGCUACAGAUGAAGAUGAACACAUCCUUCCCAUGGUUUCCCAUGAAUCUCACCUGGCGUGGGAGGGUGUUGUGAGAACGGAGGAAGCAACACAAGGGGACUAUAAACAAGAGUCAUGAAUCUCCAUCAGGUCCUCACAGGGGCUGUGAACCCUGGAGACAAUUGUUUCUCUGUAGGGAGCAUCAACAAUGUGCCAUUCACAGCCUACGCGUCAGGUUGUGACGUGGUGAUUUUGGGCAGUGACUUUGAGCGGCUGCAGAUCAUCCCAGGGGCAAAACAUGGCAACAUCCAGGUCGGCUGUGUCGACUGCUCUCUGCGGGGUGGACAGAUUGCAGCUUCCUAUGGAAGCAUUGUGUGUGUCUUUGAGCCUGUUCAGCCCCCGGAUCAAAAAGACACAUCGCUGACUAAGUCGAAUUGCCAAUGGCAGAAGACUGGUCAAUUUGUAUUAAAGUCAAUGGUACGAAACCUGGCCUGGCACCCCACAGGAAGCACUCUCUUAACAGGCUCUAGUAGCCUCCAGUUGUGGUCUAAUAUUGAUGGGGUGAAAGAUGAAGCUGAAGAAGUGCCAAAGCAGACAGAAAUGACCAUAGGAGACCCUCAUUCUGCUUGGAGCUGCAUCUGGCAAAGCAAGACGGCCUCUCCAGUCAGUUUAAUGAAGUUCUCUCCUGAUGGGGAAUUCUUUGCUACUGCUGGGCAGGAUGACUGCCUAGUAAAGGUCUGGUACAGCACCAGUAAGUGGAAGUCAGGUGUUUCCAGACUCUUCACACCUCCAGAACCCAGUGUCAGUUUCCAGGGAGAGCUGGCCUUUUCCUUUGUCUACCUGGCCCAUCCCCGCUCUGUUACUGGCUUUUCUUGGAGGAAGACCAGCAAGUACAUGCCACGAGGUGCGGUGUGCAAUGUUCUGCUCACCUGCUGUAAGGACAGCGUGUGUCGGCUCUGGGCAGAGACACUGUUGCCGGGUGACAGCCUCCUGUCUGGUUACCAUAACAACCACACUUCUGGCCAACAUGGUGACACACCCAAAUGUGCUGGCCCUUCUUGGAAAAAUGGCUGCAAUGGCAAGUCGCAAGGCAGAACAGCACAGGAAUCAAAUUUUCAAGAAUCAUUGCACGCCUCCUUUUGCCGGGAUGUCCCUCAGCCCUCUCUGACUGGCUGCCUGCCUCACCAUCAGAGCCGACACUACAACCACAAGAGGAGCAGCAGUAUCACGCCUCAUGCCAACGCGCUCUGCCACUUCCAUAUCGCUGCCAGCAUCAACCCUGCCACAGACAUUCCUUUGCUGCCUUCCAUCUCCUCUCUGAGUGCCGUGGAUGACGAGGAACCCGGAGGUCCUUUUACUGUCCACUGGCUCAACAACAAAGAGCUUCAUUUCACUUUGGCCAUGGAAGUCUUCCUGCAGCAGCUCCGAGGCAGCCUGGAGCAACAGAAUGAAUGUUCCCAGGAAGAGCCUGAAGAUGAAGAUAACUUUGAUGAGGAAGAUAAUAGUAGCAGGCCAAGUGACUCCCAGGGACCUGAGGCUGUUGAGCUCCCUCUGGCAGCAGUGAAGCACCAGGUGGACGUGCUGUUAGAAGAGUGGAAUAAAGGAGCAGACAUGUUGUUCAGUAUCCAUCCCACGGACGGCUCUCUGUUAGUCUGGCAUGUCGACUGGUUAGAUGAAUACCAGCCAGGCAUGUUCAGACAAGCUCAGGUGUCGUUUGUGUCCCGUAUCCCUGUCGCGUUCCCUACAGGUGAUGCAAUCUCCCUCAGCCACAGUGUGGUUAUGUAUGCCUGCAACAAGAACGUAGAUUUGGCUAUCCAACAUGGCAGACAGCGACCGCCUGGGAGCACAUUGCCUCAAACCAAAUCUGCUCUAAUAAGCUACGGAGGUCAAGGAAAAGCUGCACCCAGCAGUAGUCUUCGACUAAGCAUUUUCACCCCCAACGUCCUUAUGAUCUCCAAACACGCCGAUGGCUCCUUGAACCAGUGGGCUGUCAGCUUCGCAGAGGACUCUGCUUUCUCCACUGUGCUCAGCGUCUCUCAUAAGUCACGGUACUGUGGCCACCGCUUCCACCUCAAUGAGCUGGCCUGUCACUCAUUGUUGCCUCUCCUUCUCACCACCUCCCACCACAACGCCCUGAGGACACCAGAGGCAGACAGCAUCCUGGCUCCUCCGGACGCCUACUCCACCGGUUUCCCUCAUCCAACAUCUCUGCCCCGAAGGUCACAGCCCAGCCGAGCGUCCCUGGGUGCAGUUUCCCAGGAUCCCAAUGCGAUCUACAGUGAGCUGAUUUUAUGGAGAGUGGACCCUGUUGGGCCACUGUCUUUGUCAGGCGGUGUCUCUGAGCUAGCUCGGAUCAAUUCUCUCCAUGCCUCAGCAUUUGCUAACAUAGCCUGGCUGCCCACGUUCAUUCCCAGCAGCUGUUUAGGUGUGUACUGUAAUUCUCCCAGCGCCUGCUUUGUGGCAAGUGACGGCCACUCUCUCAGGCUGUAUCAGGCUGUAAUUGAAGCUAAGAAACUCCUGAGUGAGCUCUCCAAUCCUGAGAUAUCUAAAUAUGUUGGGGAGGUGUUCAGCAUCAUCAGUCAGCAAUCCACAGCAAAGCCAGGGUGUAUAAUAGAGCUGGAUGCCAUUACUGACUUUCAGGGGAAGCAGACCCAACUCCUACAUGUUUUUGAAGAGGAUCUGAUCCUCGGCAGUGAGAGAACAGAGAGCACACAGGAAACUCCUGAUUCUCCACACACUGCCUCAAGCGAGGCGGCCUUUUCAGCACGAUUUUUCCUUGUGGUGGUCGAAUUGACCCCGACAGGUCGUUCGCUCCUCCACAUGUGGCAUCUCCAUCUUGCUGCUCAACCCAUCACCAUGGAAGAGACCACAAAGGAGAAAGAUGCCACCACAGCUUCUCCUAUGAACAGCUCUACGUUUAGCUUUGACACGUAUGGUUCUCCAGUAACUCCGAGGAGUAAACCCUGCACUUCCAAUCUGCAGAGUGCCUGUCGCCUCAGCCUCACAACACACAGGCUGUACAGCCAGGAGAUGGCUCUGCCAGAAGGGGUUGAAGCCAUCAGCAUUACACCCUCAGCAGGUCACCUGAGCGCGUCAUGUUCUCUGCCAGCUGACCGUGUGCCUUACCUCCUUGCUACUUCCUGUUCUGAUGGGAAGGUGCGAUUCUGGAGGUGUAGUGUCAUGGAGACGGAGCCUUCCAGUAUGGACAGCUUGGUGUACCAGUGGGAGGAGUGGCCUCUGCUGGUGGAAGAGAGGCUUCCCAACAGCAGCGCAGUAAGCGUGCUGGGUCAGCCCAUCGAGGUCAGCUGCUGUCACUCUGGACGGAUUGCAGUCGCCUACAGGCAGCUGCCAAACACACCUCUGAUCUCAACACCUUGUCUGAACACUCACGGACUGUUGACUUCUCCUCCCAAUUUGGCUUCUUCCCCUUAUGUGAACUACAAUAACACCCACCUGACCCCAACCCUGACUGUACAGCGUAGUCCAAAUCACACUCCAUGCCUCAGCUUAGGAAACACUAGAGAGCCAUUAGUCCACAUUAGCAUCUUCCAGUGUGAGUCGACUGGUGGUUCGCAGUGGAUUCUAGAGCAGACAAUAGUCCUAGACAGCACAGAUCCCACAACUGGAACUACCAAUAUUCCAGGUAGCAUCGACCUCCCUUUGCCUAACGAGGACUGUCCUGGCUCUUCUAGCAAGAGCCUGGUUCAUUUGGACUGGGUUUCACAAGAAGAUGGGUCACAUGUUCUGACUGUUGGUAUUGGUACAAAGAUUUAUAUGUACGGUCGUCUCUCUGGGAAGCCUCCAGAACUGGGCUUGUCAUCAGAUGCUGGUAAAGACCAGAGCUUGUCUCGCCUGGUUAUGCUUCGGUCAGUCGAUCUGGUCUCCUCUGUAGAAGGCUCAUUACCCAUCCCAGUCUCACUAUCCUGGGUACGAGAUGGUAUUUUGGUCGUGGGCAUGGACUGUGAGAUGCACGUCUACUCCCAGUGGCAGCCCCCAGCACCGUGCAAACCCAGUGUCCUGAUUGCCCAAGACACAGACAUCAGCAGCAGCGUCUCCUCAAUAAUCUCAGCCAUCAGACAGAGCCAGGAGGAAGGUCUGAGUCUUGGGGCCCCCAUGUCUACACUGGCCCCUCCCAAAAAGGCCCUGACGAGAUCAAUGAUGAGCCUGGCUCAGAAACUCAGCGGGAAGAGAACAGCUUAUGACCUGCCGAUAGAGAUGGAAGAUUCUGGGCUUUUUGAAGCAGCUCAUCAACUCUUUCCCACUCUGCCCCAGUACCAUCCAGUACAGUUACGGGAGCUCAUGGAUCUAGGCAAGGUUCACCGUGCCAAAGCCAUCCUCUCCCAUCUGGUGAAAUGCAUCGCUGGAGAAAUUGUGGCACUUAAAGACAAUGCCACCAAUCCUGAGAAACGUGUGCGCUCUCGAACCAUCAGCGCCGGAGGCAGCACAGCCAGGGACCGGAAGAUGUUUAGCAAAGGAGAAAACUCCAGUCCUGACUACACAGAGAUAAGCUCCAUCCCUCCACUGCCUCUGUACGCCCUUCUGGCAGCAGAUGAAGAUACAUCACCAAAACCUGAUAAAGUGGGCGUUGUGAGCGGAGAUAGUGGGCAUGGUUCCAGCCACACUGAUGUUUAUGAUGAGCUGUUUCAUACACCCAGCAUUGUGGACCUGGACCCUCUGGACGAGGAUCAAGAGGAAACUGGGAACAAGGUUAUUGAUCUGUCCCAGUACAGUCCCACAUACUUCGGUCCGGAGCAUGCUCAGGUUCUGUCCAGUCAUCUCCUUCAUUCCAGUUUGCCAGGUUUAACCAGUAUGGAGCAGAUGUCUCUCAUGGCACUGGCCGACACCAUCGCUACCACAAGCACAGACCUGAAGGACAGCCAGGGCAAGAGCAAAGGUGGAGAGACGCUGGAUGAGUGCGGUCUGAAGUUCCUGCUGGCUGUCAGACUCCACACCUUCCUCUCUACCUCUCUUCCUCCAGCACACAGAGCACAGCUGCUACGGCAAGGCCUGUCAACAUGUCAUUAUGCCUGGGCCUUCCACUCUGAGGCUGAGGAGGAGCUGCUGAACAUGCUGCCUGCCCUACAGAAGGGAGAGCCCACCUGGCCUGAGCUGCGCUCCAUGGGCGUGGGCUGGUGGCUGCGCAGCACCAACAAGCUACGCAGGUGUAUCGAGAAGGUUGCCAAGACAUCUUUACAGAGAAACAAUGAUCCUCUGGAUGCAGCUAUAUUUUACCUCGCACUGAAAAAGAAGGCGGUUGUCUGGGGAUUGUACAGGUCUCAGAAGAAUGUAAAAAUGACAGAGUUUUUCCGCAACAACUUCAGUGAGGACCGGUGGAGGAAAGCGGCAUUGAAAAAUGCAUUUUCUCUGUUGGGAAAGCAGCGGUUCCAGCAUUCUGCAGCCUUCUUCCUUCUCGCUGGCUCCCUUAAGGAUGCUGUGGAGGUGUGUAUUGAGAAAAUGCAGGACCUACAGCUGGCCCUGGUUAUCUCCAGAUUGUACGAGUCUGAGUUUGAGAAGGCAUCAACCUACAAAAAGAUCCUCCAGAGACAUGUUCUGGGACAAGACAAGCAGAUUCCAGCUCACCAGGACCCAUUCCUGCGGAGCAUGGCUCACUGGGUCCUGGAGGACUACAGCAGAGCCUUGGACACUCUACUCGAGCAGCCUGCUAACAGCACCAGCUCUGGAUCCACUGAGACCAAAUGUGACACUGGAUCCUCUUCUGUGUCUUCAUGCAACCCUGAGGUUUUCAACUUUUACACCUACCUUCGCACCCAUCCACUCCUCCUCCGCCGCCAUUUUGGUUCCUCGGACAAAGCUAAAGUUGGACUGACCGCCGAGGGUCGCAGGGCUGACUCCAUUAGCCUGGAGGAGAGGAGACUGUUUUUCACAGCUGCAUACGCACACCUGCAAGCUGGCUGCCCCAUGUUAGCACUUGAAGUCCUCUCAAAGAUGCCCAAAGUCCGCAAGCAUUCCAAACCCCCAAACCAAGAGGAUACCGGCAUCGCUGGGGAGCUCAGUGUUGGGAGCAAGAACGGACAAACAUCUGACCCUGAUUGGUCUCAGCCGGCUCUGAACGGCUACGAGUCAGACGCAAACAGUUUAUCCAACAGCCAGUCAGAUUCAGUGCUAAGUUUUGACUGGAGCCAGCCAUCUCUGCCACAAACAGAUGAGCCCCUGGAGCUGAAGUGGGACAGUGACAAAGACGAUGAAGAAGAUGAUGAGGGUGAAGAAGAAACUAAAAAUGGGAAGAGUGUGGGAACUGCAGACAAUAGCAGUGUGUUCCAGGACACGCAGGAUGCCAUGUCGCCGCUAAUGGAGACAGUGACGGAAGAGGACAGUGAGGACCGAACCGACUACUUGGCUCCAUCUGAUGACAUCUUGGCGGCCCAGCUGAAGUUUACUGCCUGCUUAAAGAUAAUGACCAAUGAGCUCCGGACACUAUCGACGGGGUAUGAACUGGAUGGAGGGAAGUUACGUUACCAGCUCUACCAGUGGCUGGAGAGAGAGGUGGUGGCUCUCCAGCGUUGCUGCAGCUACAAGCCCUGCUUGCCAGAGCUGUCUGUCCAGGGUGAUGGCCCAGUUUCUGGUUUGGUGGAGGAGGAACAGCCCGGGAGCCCUCGAGGUGACAGCCAGAGGAGCAGGAGACACUGGCUGCAGAGUAACCAGCCUUUACUGAGGAUGUUUCUGAGCUACUGCAGUUUGCAUGGCUCCCACGGGGGAGGACUGGCUUCUGUGCGCAUGGAGCUCAUACUUUUGCUUCAAGAGUCUCACCAGGAUGACUCCAUCCAGUCAGCGGUGAUGCCAUGUUGUCAGCCAACCGCUAUCCCUCUUCUGAUGGCUUGCACGGCAAAUGUAAAGACAGUGGUGGCCAAUCCCAUCGUCUACCUGACCAACCUGGCUCAUGACAUCUUGCAGACCAUCAAUUCACUGGACUCCCCUCCACAUCCUGAUGUUGUUAACAAUGAGAUUUAUGUGAUGCACACAUUGGCUGCCUCCCUGUCAGCCUGUAUAUAUCAGUGUCUGUGUGAUGCUCACACCCAUAGCCAUGUGAACCAAUUCACAGGAAUCGUGUAUCAGAGUGUUUUGCUGUCUCAGAAGCAGCCCGUCAGGACUGUCAGCAUGGAUGAGUCUGUUCAGCCCAACACUUCCCCUGCACAGUGGCCAGGUAUAGCCUCUCUGAUUCGCCUGUUGAGCUCAGCAGGCGAGGAGAGCCAGCCAGGCUUAGCUGUGCUGCUCUGCGAGAUCCUGACUGCUGUCUUCCUCAGUCUAUUUGUUCACGGCAUGGCCACUCACUCCAGCAACGAGCUGUUUCGCAUCAUGGCCCACCCCCUCAACAGCAAGCUCUGGGUGACUGUGUUCGGAGGAGGCGCCAGGGCUCCUGUCCUCGAGAAACCCAUCAGUCCAACAAGAACACCCCCACCAGUCUCACCAAGCGGCUCAGACAAGAAGUCCAGACGUUUCAGGCUUCUGUCAUCACGAAGUGGAUCGAAGGAAGAGUCAGGGAUAGAGCGGGAGGUCCCAUCCAGUCCCAAGCAGCCCGGUCCUGUAGUGGAACAAGAAGCCACCUCCAUCUUUAAAGAACGAUUUGUCCCUCCAGAGCUCAGCAUUUGGGAUUACUUUAUCACUAAGCCGUUGCUGCCACCAUCAGAAAACAGAAUUGAAUAUGACUCGGAGGAGAGCCAGGGCAGUCAAGAUGAAGAGGAAGAUGAUGAUCAAUAUGACGAUGUUUUUGACCCCAGCUCUCCGCAAAGGGAGCAUUCAAACCACAAUUCAUACAGCUGGUGUUUGAUGCGUCUGGCAAUGGUUCAGCUGGUGUUGGUCAACCUCAAGUCCUUUUACCCAAUGGCAGGAUAUGAUCUAUUAGAUCUGCCUGUGGGCUCUCCUUUGUGUCACGCCGUGUUGAAGACGCUGCAGCGAUGGGAGCAGGUGCUGCAGAAAAGGUUGGAGAUCUUCGGGGGCCCCCCUUCUAAGUACAUCUCCACAGCCCUCCAGGAUGAAACGGCCACACCCGGCCCCGCCCUGCUCAGACACAAGGCCCUGUUUGAACCAUCCAACACCCCGUUCAGGACUAGCCACCAUUCAGCGCUGCCAGUGAAGCGACUGUGGCAGUUUCUGGUCAAACAGGAAGAAGUUCAGGAAACGUUCAUUCGAAACAUCUUCACCAAGAAACGGGACUCAAAUGAGUCGGGUGAGGACCAGACUGACAAUAUGAAAUGUUCAGGGAUGGAGGAAACGGGAAACAAUCAGACUGAGUCAGAUGUGGCCGCCCUCGGAGGAAAGGCACGCAUCAUCCACAAGGAAUCUGACAUCAUCACAGCCUUUGCCAUCAACAAGGCCAAUCGUAAUUGUUUAGUCAUGGCCUCAACCCAUGACAUUCAGGAGCUGGAUGUGUCAUCCAUCUUGGCCACACAGAUCUUGACAUGGAUCGAUGACGAUGACGCCGAAGCCAAAGGUGUUGGUGGUGGUGAUGAUUUCCUGGUGGUCCAUGCACGUGAUGACUUUGCUGCCCUCCACGGCACCACACCGUACACCCACAGCAGCCCCGGCACACCCAUCAACAUGCCGUGGCUGGGAGGAGUGCAGACCGGCCGGGGUGCAUCUGUGAUGAUCAAGAGAAAUAUCAACAAUGUAAGAAGAAUGACCUCCCAUCCCACACUGCCUUACUACCUGACAGGAGCUCAGGAUGGCAGCGUCAGGAUGUUCGAGUGGGGUCACUCCCAGCAGAUCAUCUGCUUCAGAAGUCCAGGCAACUCCAGAGUCACCAGGAUACGAUUCAACCAUCAGGGAAACAAGUUUGGUAUCGUCGAUGCUGAUGGAGGUUUGAGUCUCUGGCAGACAAACACGAGUGGGAAUGCACCUAAACCAUACCUGACGUUGCAGUGCCACAACAAGACAGCUCACGACUUCGUCUUCGUGGGCUCCUCCUCCCUCAUUGCCACUGCAGGUCUUUCAACAGACAACAGGAACGUGUGUCUGUGGGACACUCUGGUGACUCCUGCGAACAGCCUUGUACAUGCUUUCUACUGCCACGAGUCCGGAGCCACCGUGCUCUCGAUGGCUUCCAGGCAGCAGCUGCUUAUCACAGGUGGGAGGAAGGGCUGGAUCAGCGUCCUGGAGCUCGCCCACAGGCACCAGCGUCAGAGCUUCCAGGCUCACGAAUCGCCAGUCAAAGCACUGGCUGUCGAUCCGACUGAGGACUGCUUUAUCAGUGGAUCAGCUGAGGGGAACAUUAAGAUCUGGAGCCUGGCCACACAGUGUCCACUCUUCACCUUUCCCAACGAACACGCUCGCCAGUCGCUGUUCAGGAACCUGGGCACAGGCGUCAUGCAGAUCGAGGUGGGACCGGCCAAUCACAUCUUCUCCUGCGGCGCCGAUGGAACCAUGAAGAUGAGGAUCCUCCCCAACCGCUUCAGUGUCGCUAAUAACAACAACCACGGCAACCUCAAGAACGAUGUCAAGUUCAUCAUAUAGACUAAAAAAGAAAAACAAGAUGGUUUAAGCAGUUUAAUGGAAUAAUGUGAAGUUGGCAGCACUGCUGCUGUGGAAAUACCGUAAUACCUGGAAAAGUGACCGUCAUGCCGUGACUGAACAAUAAUGACAAGUGUUAUCAACCAGAGUAAAUGAAGAAUGGCUGUCAUAACAAAACAAGGUGGAAUAUUACAGACUCUGACAGAGUGAGAUCCAGUGAGUUGUCUGAUCCAGGGGGGCCCAAAUGGUGAAAUGAUCACAUCUGCUGCUCUUUGUUUGGGACGUGAACCCAAGCCGACCAAUCGCAGGAGCCUCUACAAGUGUUUUAAACCGUAGUGGAAGUUAAAGUGGGCACAGGGUAACGACAGAGGGCACAGUCAUUUAGAAUAAACAUUGAGAGAAAGAAUCUCAGCUGCAGAGUCUCCCAAAAAAACUGCCAUGUCAGUGACAACUGAACAGCAUGUGGAGAGCUUUUUUUUUUGCACAGGAAGUGAAGCUGUAGAAGGAGCAGGAGUGAUACCAGACUGUGAAGAGUCUGAAGCUGCAGCAUUGUUCUUCUUAUCAAGUAUCACCAUAUCUAUUAGUUUAUAUUAGUGAAGCAGUUGUGAUAGUGGAAGCUGGAUUCACUGCUGGAGUGUUCAGGUGAUAAAAUACAGUAGACUGUGUGUGCAGUGUGUCGUACAGGGACGGUAAGUGAUCUGACCCUUUAGGGGUUUCCAAUGUCAUCACAAGACUUUUUACAACACUGUUGAACCCACUCAGCACAAUGCAGUAAGGCCAGUGGACAUCGUACAAAGCACAUUAUUAUACCCAGUCACAAAGAUUCCUGUCGCAUUCUGGUGCUCCAUAUAAAUAUUUGAACACAACAUGAAGCAUCUCAGCUGUAGAAGCAGAGGACGAGCAUGAUCAAACCACACUUAACAGGAUGUUAUUAUCUUUUCAGACGUUUGGCUCACACUGCUUUCCAGCCUGACUUGAAAUGAACACAGGAAACUGAUUUUAUAAAGGUAGAAAGAAUAAACGUGUAUCUCUUAAGCAACUCACUAUGCAAAUUAACUUUCUGGCAGAAACAUUAAAUAGGAAGAUUGAUACCACUCAUAGUCUCCUAAAUGUGUGGCUGCAGCCAGCAAAUAUUAGCUUAGCAGUCUUUAAGCUAACCAACUUAGCUUAAAGACAAUGCCGCACAUAAAACUUGUGUUUUUGUUCGGGGUGUCACGAUUUUCCAAAUCUAGAGUUUGAUUAGACUUUUGAUUUAGGGUCGCAGUCAAUUUUUUUUCUUUUUCAGCACUGAAGGCUUUGCCAUUGUUGGACUAUCAAGUCUUGAUUUGUCAAGAUCAACAAAUGGUUUCAGAACUGUCAAUCACAUUUUUAAACUCUUCUUUAAAAAGGUGAGGUUAUUUAUCUUGUGCACACAAGUUAUUAUCUUGUGGUAACAAGCUAAACAGAAAAUAAUUAUUUAACUCGUGCGUACAAGAUAAAAAACAACUUUCAAAUGUUUUCGGGACUUUAGGGGCUCUGUAUUAAGGCCAUAUCCUUCACAUUUGAAUACCUAAUUCCAAAUGUGAGGAACGCGAUAUUGUUGAUAGCAUGAAUUGAAAGCUCAUUUUGAUCAAUUUUUAUACAGAGUUGAGAACGUGAUACCCCUAGUAUUUAUACAGUUUUAAAAAAACAAGAUAUAACAAGUUUUAAAGAUUUUGCUACCUCUGGGCAACUUUUCUUGUUCCCAGUCUCAGCUAAGCUAACCAGCUGCUUGCAAAAGCUUCAUAUUUAACAUGUGAGUGCUGUUGAUCUUCUCAUCCAGUGUUAACUCUUCGGCAGAAAGCGAAUAAGCAUAUUUCAAUUUAAAAAAGGAGAAAUAUUCCAUUAAUUAAUCAUGUGAGUCGCUACCUGAUGUUUUCUUAAUUUUCAUGGACUACCUGAAUGCGCCAUUUCUCUCACUCUAUUUGCACAUAAACAUGAAGCUAAAUUAUAUGUAGUGUAAUGCAUAUAACUAUAUGAGGCAGGAUAUCAGUAAAGCAGUCCAAGCCUUUGUUAAUGAGGUAAAUAUUAAUAGUACGAUGGUAGUAGAUUAAACCAAUGGUAUUAUUAUUAUUAUUAUUAUUAUUAAGUGUCCUUAAAUCUCUGAAAACUAAUUAUAUCAUGCUGGCACAGUACUGUAAUACUGUUGGUCCUGAUAAUAUGGUUUAUUGAUAUUAAGUUGCAAAAAGUAGCUUUAAUUUAACAAAGCCCUCGUUGCUAUGGGACUCCGUGAAUAAUACCUUUUCGGCUGUGUUUUGUUUAUAAUAUUAAGCUUAAGAACAUGUAGCAGGAAACUUUGCUGUUGACAAUGGAAACGGGGGGUUGGGGUGGGGCAGUUAAAUACGUUUUAAUGAAUAUACUAUUUUGUUGUGGAAAUGUUUUAUUCCAAUAACAAUGCACUUCCCUUUCAUCGACUCAAAGCUUUGAUUUGCCAUACGGACCAUGAUUGAAAACUGCCUUGGAAACAAUAUUGUUUGCCUUGUAGUGAUCUUCGUUGUUUUAGCAGUCUUGCUUCAUCUGGCUUGCUGUUUACUUCCUUUGUCACAAUUAUACAAAUUACCUGAACUUUUUAUUUUAUUUUAAUCAUUCAGUUGCUUUGUAUAUCAUCCAAACGCAGCACAUUGCCUUCACUACAUGCUUGAAAAAAUGUAAUCUAGAUUGGUGUGUAAUAUUUUGUCUUCCACAUAAAUAAGGAAGAGAUUGAUGCAGACAGUCCUGAUAUAAUCUAAUCCAUGAAGCUACCUGCCCAUAGAACCUUGUUGUGCUGCUGUAGGGAAACAUAUGUAUAUUAGCUUUGAUUUCAGGGAGGAUAAACUGAGGAAAAACCUUUUAGAUGAAGCAGAUUUAUUGCAGUUAUGUACAUACAUAGAUUCAUAAACUAGGCUUCUCAUAAUCACGACUAGUUGUAGAUUUGACAAAAGCCACUAUGAAGAAUAUCAUUCUGUAUAAUUACAGGUAUAUUUAUGAAAUAUGUUCAUAUUUAGGAUUAUAGGCUGAGUGAUCAAAAGGCAGAUGUAAUAUUAUUUCCUGCUUUUUUUUCUCUUAUUGGGUCACCAUUUCUUUCGUUUUUCUCAUUAUUUCCUGAUGUGGGCUUGAACGAACAUGUUGUUAUAUUGCUCUGUUUCCCCCACAAAUCAAAGUGGCUGGAAACUGAUGUGUACUCCUGCAGCAACUGGAGGUUAAAUCAUUUUUAUCAAAGCCAAACUAUAUGUACUCUGACAGAAACUGGAGAAUAAAAUCAAUUUUAUCAAAGCAAGUGCUUUUUUCCCCCCAAAUACUGCCUUUUUCCUUUAUAGACACGCAUCACAACCAGUUAGACCACACAAGUGUGUCAGGGUGCAUUAAACAAACUCACUCAGCUAAAUCAAAUAUCACGUUAAACUAACUUCUUCCUUUUUUCUUUCCCCUCCUCAAUCUUACAAAUGUGAAUUUGAUCAGAUAGUUCUAAUUUUAUAAUGUCGUGUAAAUCAAUGUAUUAUAAACAGAAAAUGUACUGAUGUAAUAAAAAAUAUUAUGUAACUUGA